Neoarthrinium moseri is the source of this 1515-nucleotide messenger RNA. RefSeq lists its product as uncharacterized. The transcript has 4 exons. NCBI's taxonomy places the organism in Eukaryota, Fungi, Ascomycota, Sordariomycetes, Amphisphaeriales, Apiosporaceae. The record is from RefSeq and is a predicted model, not a curated record. Gene Ontology annotation, molecular function: iron ion binding; oxidoreductase activity, acting on paired donors, with incorporation or reduction of molecular oxygen; heme binding. Bases 1 to 1515 code for a protein of 504 amino acids.
AUGAUUCACGAAGCAACAUACGCUCUGGCCGGGCUCAUUUUUGCCCUCUACGCUGUCGAUUUUGCUCUCAGUUGCCUUGACGAUUCGCGUGAGCCUCCGAGACUGCGACCGAAAAUCCCCCUGAUUGGCCACUUAUUAGGAUUGAUCACCAAUGGAACAACCUACUACAGCGUGACAAGCAAAAGUACCGACGCUGAGUUGUACACGUUGGGAAUCUUCAACUACAAGAUAUACGUCAGUAAUUCUAACCGUCUGAUGCCUCUGAUUCAGAAGGCAUCCAAAAGCCUGUCGUUCAAACCAUUCAUGCAGACAGCGACCAAGACGCAUUCCGGUGCUUCCGAUGAGACCUAUCAUAUCUUCGGCAACAGCGACAUGUUGGAUUCAUAUUCGCAUGCGAUGAAGACUAGCUUAGCGCCGGGCCCUCACCUGGACGAACAGAACUUGAGGAUGGGAAAGCGGGUUAUGGCUGAUAUCGACGCUCUGCUUAAUCACAGUCAAAGUGAAACCCAGCGAGUCAAAUUGCUUGAGUGGGCGCGCCACGCGAUUGUGCAGGCUUCUAGCUGUGGCGUAUACGGCGAACAUCACCCCUUUGUCCGAUCAGAGGUGGAGAGGGCGUAUUGGACAUGGCAGGACUACAUAGGUCUACACCUGGUAGGCCUGGACGUUACUGGCACAGGUUACGCUGCAAGAGAAAAGGUGGUAGAUGCAUACCGCCAGUACAUGAAGAGGCUACCGGGAGACGCAGCCUUGCUAGUAAAAGAGCGUGUCCGAGUGCUGCGUGAAGCAGGUGUACCAGAACAGGAUAUUGCUCCGAUGGAGUCCAGUUUCGGCGUUGCGGUCUUCUCAAACACCAGUCCCACCCUGUUUUGGGCAAUCUGGGAGCUCUUUUCGCGGCCCGACGUUCUGCAUGAAGUUAGGGAGGAGGUCAGACUACAAGCUGUUACUGGAUCGGCCAAGGAAGGCUUCGAGCUUGACGUCGCAGCGCUCAAGCUCCGGUGUCCACUCCUUUUAUCCGUGUUCCAAGAGACGCAACGCAUGCGUCAUGUUCACGCAAACAUUCGUAAGGUGCUCUACGACACUGUUAUCGACGGAAAAUUUCUUCUCAAGGCUGGAAACUUUCUGCAUUUGCCGGCUGCGCCUAUUCACAGCAGCGAGAAUAUAUGGGGUGCCUCCGCUUCUGUUUUCGACCCUUACCGUUUUGCCGAUACGAAGAACACAGCCUCUGUCACCGGAAGCGCGUUUCUCCCUUGGGGGGCCCCACCACAUUUGUGUCCUGCAAGACAAUUUGCUUCAACGGAGAUCCUGAUCAUCAUUGCGUUGCUGGCCAUGCGCGCAGAUUUGCAACCUAUAGGCGGCAUUUGGAAGAGUCCGCCUCUAAAGACUGCUGAUAUGGUCACUGUCUUAAAUCCUACAAGGGAUGUGGAGAUGGACGUUAACGUAAGAAAGCAGUGGGAAGGGGAGUGGCGCUUGAGGAUGAGUGAGAGUACAAGUCGCAUUUCCCUUGCGUCUGGUUAA